Messenger RNA from Seminavis robusta, 933 nucleotides. NCBI's taxonomy places the organism in Eukaryota, Bacillariophyta, Bacillariophyceae, Naviculales, Naviculaceae. The record is from the annotation of a GenBank genome assembly.
AUGGCACUCGCCGUAUUGGCACAAUUCGACGAUGGGGUGGACGAAGUGCCAGAACGAGUCUUAGACCGUGCCUUGGCUACGAUUCAAUCCAGUGACAUCGGUCUGGACAGUCUCAAGGACGAAGUCGCGGGUUGCCUUUUGGGAGAUCUUUCCUCGUACGUAAUGGAAGAGGUCUUCAAGGACGAAACGGCAGGACAACCCAAAGACCAACAGCAGCUCUUCCAACUUGUGAAUAUGUGGUACGAGCAUUCGACCAUUGAUCAAGUAUCGGCUCGUGAGCUUGUCCUUGACCACUUUUGCCUCGAACGAAUGGAUCCAGUAUUCUUGUCAUCUUCGCUGGUCAUGACUUCCGAUUUGGUGGACCAAGACAUGUUGCUCGAGGCAUUCCGAAGUCAAGCUGUCGCUGCUCAAAAGCAGUACGGGAUGAUUCCUCCCGUCGCUCGGCUUGCCUUUUGGAAACGUUCCUUGUCCACUUUCACCCAAGCAAAGGAGGGACAUUGUAUGGACGUGUUGGAGUAUCCCGCCGACAAGACUCAAAAGCGCAUGAAACUGCGUUGGACGAUUCAAGUUCUCGAUGAUGGUGCCAAUAGUCUUUGCGUCGGUGUUGCCUUUUGGUGUCAAAAGACUCGUCGUCCGGCAGUGUUUGGAGGAAAACACAGAGUUUUUGCGUUUCGAAGCGACGGCAUGGUCAUGGCCUGCGAACGACUGCAACACAAGUCCCGAAUUUCGUUUCCUUCGGGCUCCACGGUCACCAUGACGCUGCAUCUUCCCGACGAAGUGGCGGGGGUUGCCUUGCUGAAGGCUAGUGUCUAUGGCACAUGUGCGAGUAUGAAAAUCCUGUUUUUGGCGGAAGAACCCAACAUGGAACUUUUGCCUUUCGUAGCCAUGGACGCUCCAGGGCAUGUUCAGUUGGUGCGUAUUGAACGGUUCUAG